Messenger RNA from Acanthosepion pharaonis, 663 nucleotides. Lineage: Eukaryota; Metazoa; Mollusca; Cephalopoda; Sepiida; Sepiidae. The record is from the annotation of a GenBank genome assembly.
AUGAUUCUUCUACGGUACCAGAAAGAAUCUGUGCCAUAUUCCACCAAGAAGACAAAAACUAUCUAUGAAAGAAGUAGCUGUUUUCAUUCUUUUUUUCCCGGAUUGGCAUUCGUCUCUUUCCGGACUGGCACUCGUCUCUUUCCGGACUGGCACUCGUUUCUUUCCGGACUAGCACUUGUCUCUUUCCGGAUUGACCCUCGGCCACUUUCUGAUUGGCCGACAAAUCUAUUUCAAUCUAUUCAUUCAUCUAUCUAUCUAUCUAUCUAUCUAUCUAUCUAUCUAUCUAAUUUUGUUCAUGUAUAUCUAUCUGUAUCAUUCUGUUCAUUAUAUAUCUAUCGUUCAUUACCUAUCUUUCUCAUUCUGUUCAUAUCAUCUAUCUAUCUAUCUAUCUAUCUAUCUAUCUAUCUCUAUCUAUUUGUUCAUAUAUCUAUCUCUCAUUUCUGUUCAUCUAUCUAUCAUUAUCUAUCUAUCUUCUAUUCUAUUCAUAUCUAUCUAUCUAUCUAUCUAUCUAUCUAUUCUAUUAUCUAUCUAUCUAUCUAUCUUCUGUUCUGUCUAUCUAUCUAUCUAUCUAUUCUGUUCAUCUAUUAUCUAUCUUAUCUAUCUUUCUCAUUCUGUUCAUAUCUAUCUAUCUAUCUAUCUAUCUAUCUAUCUAUCUAUCUAUAA